Arvicola amphibius (Eurasian water vole) is the source of this 4018-nucleotide messenger RNA. It is a transcript of the gene Cebpd, whose product is annotated as CCAAT enhancer binding protein delta. Gene Ontology annotation, molecular function: DNA-binding transcription factor activity, RNA polymerase II-specific; RNA polymerase II cis-regulatory region sequence-specific DNA binding. The transcript has a single exon. Bases 2882 to 3688 code for a protein of 268 amino acids. The record is from RefSeq and is a predicted model, not a curated record. Lineage: Eukaryota; Metazoa; Chordata; Mammalia; Rodentia; Cricetidae. Gene Ontology annotation, biological process: DNA-templated transcription; regulation of cell differentiation; regulation of transcription by RNA polymerase II.
CUUCCCUGGCGGGAGUCUGACCAAAGCAAUUACAAAAGAAACAGCUUUAAUUGGUCGUACGGUUUUGGAGAGCUGAAGUCCAUGAUGACUGAGCAAAAGCAUGGCAUCAGGAACAGCUAAGAGCUGGCACCUCGGACUGCAAGUAGGAGACAGAGAGAGAAUGCUGGGAGUGACUGGAGUCUUUUAAAACCUCAAAGUCAGCCCCCCAGUGACACACCUCCUCCAAGGCCACAUCUCCUAAUCCCCCCCAAACAAUUCUCCACCGAUUGGGAACCAAGUAUUCAAACCUGUGACCCAUCUUUAUUCAAAUCACCACAUAUCACAACUUUCUCAAUAUGCCUGUGCUUCCCGAAUGCUGGGAUCACAGUGUGCACCACCACAUCUGCCCUUAUGGUGGAUUUAAACAAAGCCCAGGCUUACCAAGCAUGAGGAAUGAGCAACCCUAGUCUCGCUGGUUUUAUUUGGGAUUCUGUCUUCCCCUUUGCAAACUUCACAAUUUAUUUUAAAAAGAACACUUUUUUUUGGAAACAAUAUUUAUAAACCAGACAAUUAUGAUACAACACAUAGGAAAUAUAGUUAAAAUUAGCUCUAGGGCAAAAGGCUUAUUAAAAAGUAUCUAAUUUGGGGCUGGCAAGAUGGCUCCGUUGGGUAAAGGCACUUGCCCCCAAGCCAGGCAACUUGAGUUCCAUCUCUGGAACCUAUGUGGUGGGAAGAGAGAACUGACCCUUGACUGUUGUUCUCUGACUUCCAAAUGCAUGCUACAAUGUGUUCCCCUCCCUUCCUUCCUCUCCUUCCCGAAAACACACACACAGUAAAUGGAAAUAUUUUGAAGUGUAUAAUCUGAUUUGUGAGGGCACUGAUGUCAACUAAGUUUUACUUUUCUUCAAACUCGAUUUCCUAUCUAGUUUUACCUAGGACUGUUAGAAAUGCCCCACGUUUGGGUAUUCCACCCAGAGAACUGUUCUCGCGUGUGUGAAAUGCAGACAGGGUCUCGGGGAGAUUAGCUGGCCAUUCUGGGUGACCAGACUGACCCCACUCUGACGGUGCUCCACGACUCUAGAACCCUCUCCGCAUUGCUAGUCUCCUAAAGGUCCACACGGAGUGGGUGUCACUGGAGCCUCUCCACCGUGGUUCAUGUGUGAGCGUUGUGGGGGACACGGGCAAAAUCAAGGAUCCUAGCCAGAAGGCUUUCUUGACAGGUGUGCUGAGAAGACUUUAAAAGAGGACCGGGAAGAUGGAUUUGUCACAGCGAUAAAGCACCCUUGAGAGCUAGCGGACAGUCAUGAAAGAAUCUCAAACAACUGUCACAGCGCUUGGAUUGUUAUUUUUAAAGGGUCUUUGGUGGCUCUCAAAUGUCACAAAACAUUCAUGCUUUAUUCUGUCAUGUCUCCUUUCUUUCUAGAAUGGGGGGGGGGUGAGGGGAGGCGGGCUUCAGGCCCAGCAGGUUUCUGAAGGCAGAAGUCAUAGCGUUCAGGUGUAUUCCAAAGGUGCCGGUGGCCUCCUAAGCUAAGUCCUUCUAAUCGGCUCCCACUGUCUUGUCAACACAAUUCAGUUUUCCUAAGUGCAGCGAGUGGACUCAAGUACCAGAAUCAGAAAACAGCCUCCAUGAGGGACAGAGUGUUCCCUAAUUGAUUAGAGAGGGCCUUUGUCGUGCUUCUAUGGCUAUGGCUUCCAGGGCUAAGAACCAAGAAGUUUGUUAUAGCUCUGGGCAUGAGCUCAUAUCCACGCUGGCUUUAAGCUGAACAGUUAAUUAGUUACAACAUCAACAUCAAGACCGUUUUAAAAUUCUCAAGUGCGUUUACCCUUUUCCAGAAAACCCAUUAAAUAUUCCACAGGCCAUCAUUCAGAUUUCCCUGGGGAAGUGAUGGUGGACCAGCUGAUGUUGGUCAAAAUACCCGGUGCCUGGGAAAGAUAAGUUAAGGAGAGGGGCACGAAGGACACACCUGAAUUUGAAUUUCUUGACUUAGGUUUGAGAUGGGAACUCAAGCACACAAACUCUCAACUACCCCUACAGCCUCCGCUCCGACUAGCACUGCAAUUCCCAUUUUUUCAUGAAUUUUGCAACACAUCUUUUUAUGCGGUUUUAAGAGCUGGCAACGUCACAUCUCCUUAUAGGUAUUGGUGUAUCAUCUUACCUUUCUGUCAGCAAAGGCACAAUUCCUUUACUUUAGACUAACAACUCUUUGGGAACAAUUAGCAAGGAAAAGAAACAGCGAGCUACUUUGCAACCAGCAGGUGGCAGAGCCUCAAAGACCUGGAAGAAAGCCGGCGCGUACAAGAGCGCUGUCAGGUGCCCCGUGUUCAGGGUGGCCGCCACUCUGCUGUGGCUCUGAGGACAGCGGGGAGGUCCCGUCCAUUUCUUCCGUCCAUCUUCAGGCUAUGUGGCUGAGUCUCAGCGGCCCCGAGAAGUGCGGCUGGAGGGGAUUCGAAGUUCCGGAGACGCCCGUUAGCUGUGCUGGCUCGGGACGGGCGGGGGCUGAAGCCGGGGACCCCGACUCCUGACCCCGACUCCCCGACCCCAGGUUAGCUCCCGGCCCCGCGGCGGAGGCGCCCAGGAUAGCACUCGCGGACUCGGGCUGCCGUCUGCGGGGACCGAAGGCGGCACUCUUCGCGCGCGUCGGGGCCCCAAUCCUGAUUUUCAUUUCGCUCCAAGCUCAGAGCACUAAGUAGGCUCCAAACCGCACAAACAGGAAGGAGGGAGGGCCGGGAGUGCGGGCAGAGGGCGGGUCGUUCCCAGCAGCGCGGGCGGUCCCUCCCCUCCCGGGUCCCCGACCCGCGGGGCCAGGGCGGGGCGUGCACGUCAGCUGGGGCUAGAAAAGGCGGCAGCCCGGUCCGGCGAGGUGACAGCCCCACUCGGACGUCAGGCCGGGCCGACGCCGCCAUGAGCGCCGCGCUUUUCAGCCUGGACAGCCCCGCGCGCGGCGCAGCCUGGCCCACGGAGCCCGCGGCCUUCUACGAACCGGGCAGGGUGGGCAAACCGGACCGCGGGCCCGAGCCCGGGGAGCUGGGGGAGCCGGUCUCCACGGCCCCUGCCAUGUACGACGACGAGAGCGCCAUCGACUUCAGCGCCUACAUCGACUCCAUGGCCGCCGUGCCCACCCUGGAGCUGUGCCACGAUGAGCUCUUCGCCGACCUCUUCAAUAGUAACCACAAAGCGGCCGGCGCGGGCGGCCUGGAGCCGCUGCCCGGCGGCCCCGCGCGACCCCCAGGCGCGGGUGCAGCCGCCCGGGGCCCGCUCAAGCGCGAACCCGACUGGGGCGACAGCGACGCGCGGGGCUCCCUGCUGCCCGCGCAAGUGGCCGUGUGCGCGCAGACAGUGGUGAGCUUGCCGGCCCCGGCGCAGCCCACACCGCCCACGUCGCCCGAGCCCCCUCGGGGCAGCCCGGGGCCGAGCCUCGCGCCGGGCCCGGUCCGAGAGAAGGGCGCGGGCAAGAGGGGUCCGGACCGCGGCAGCCCCGAGUACCGGCAGCGGCGCGAGCGCAACAACAUCGCUGUGCGCAAGAGCCGCGACAAGGCCAAGCGCCGCAACCAGGAGAUGCAGCAGAAGCUGGUGGAGCUGUCGGCCGAGAACGAGAAGCUGCAUCAGCGCGUGGAGCAGCUCACGCGGGACCUGGCCGGCCUCCGGCAGUUCUUCAAGCAGCUGCCCAGCCCGCCUUUCCUGCCGCCCACCGGCGCCGACUGCCGGUAACGCGCGGCCCGGGCUCAGAGACUCCAAACGACCUAUACCUCAGCCCCCGACGGCCAGGAGCACACGCCGCCAGAGCCGCUGCAGUUUCGUUGCGAGCUACCGGAAGCUGCAGCUUGGACACUGGACUGCGAGAGAAGCUAUGAGUCUUUCCCCCUUAAAUUAUUUUUAUAAUGGUAGCGUUUUCUACGUCUUAUUACCAUCGCAGCUAAGGUACAUUUGUAGAAAGAGAAGACUUUCCGACAGACUUUUGUAGAUAAGAGGAAGAGACUGCGCAUGCUUUUUAUAUUCAUUUUUACAAUAUUUGUAAGAAUAAAGAAGCAUUUAAAUCGC